AUGCACUCAGAGUUCACAGGAAACAAGCAAAUACAGUACUGGCCACUGCUGCUUUGCCCGUGUCCAGCUGUCCUGCAAGCAGAUGGACAUCGCCCUGUUCUGGAAGAGGUACCAGACUGGAACGCUGUAGAGCUGCUGCUCAACAGGGAACUAUUUCUCUGCAACAUCAACGACCUGGAUUUUGGAGGUGAUAGCAAGUUAGAUCCACUUUGCAAAGAAGCCUGAAAAGCAGUGUUAAAUGCUUACUGA
Messenger RNA from Tauraco erythrolophus (red-crested turaco), 249 nucleotides. It is a transcript of the gene C9H10orf53, whose product is annotated as chromosome 9 C10orf53 homolog. NCBI's taxonomy places the organism in Eukaryota, Metazoa, Chordata, Aves, Musophagiformes, Musophagidae. The record is from RefSeq and is a predicted model, not a curated record.